Tetranychus urticae (two-spotted spider mite) is the source of this 4299-nucleotide messenger RNA. Its product is annotated as junction-mediating and -regulatory protein. Gene Ontology annotation, biological process: Arp2/3 complex-mediated actin nucleation. Gene Ontology annotation, cellular component: cytoplasm. The record is from RefSeq and is a predicted model, not a curated record. NCBI's taxonomy places the organism in Eukaryota, Metazoa, Arthropoda, Arachnida, Trombidiformes, Tetranychidae. Gene Ontology annotation, molecular function: Arp2/3 complex binding.
AAUCAAAAGAUUAAUUGCUAGCAACUCAUUGAUGGGAAGUGGGGACAUUAAAGCAUUUAAUAUAAUGAUAUUUUAUAUCAUUCAACCAAUUGUAUAAUUAGCUCAUUAUCUUAGUCAGCUUACUUAUCAAUGAUAAAUGAAAUCAAUUAGGCACAUUAGAUUUAUUUCACCAUUGACACAUUUCCAUUAAAGACGGUGAUGUGGAGAUUACCCCUUUCUGGGAGUCUUACAACAGAAUCUGUUGAACAGAUGACGAGGGAAACCAUCAAGUCAACUAAUCUAACGGAUAAUUAUAUCAUCUUUUCAUUAUUAACGAUUUAUGUUAUUGGUUUAAGUAACUUACUUUGUAUCUAUUUAUAACUAUGGUCACCAGCGUGCUUCUAAUCAUCUAGUUUCCGUCCAGGUCUAAUCAUCUAACCGUUAGGUUUUGGGUUGAUCCUUAAUUACAGAGCCUCUUCGAUGGAUGGAGUAUAAUUGGUAACAAUACAAUAAAUACUACAAUAAUUUUGUGCUACAUGUAACGAAUAAAGGGGUUUGGUAUAGAUGAUAAUUAAUGUUUCUGGCUGGUUAAAAGAAUUCAACUCUUGGCUCAUUAAUUUUUAAUAAUUUGUGUAAGCUUGAUCAAGAGUUUGUAAAGACUUUAAAAUGUGUUCAGUUUGAGAUCAAUAAUGCUCCCUGGAAACGUUUAGAGAGCUGAAUUUUACACCAAAUCCUGCUUAUUCAUCUAUUCAUCUGAAAAACAAACAAAGGAUAAGAUGAACAAUCCAUUCUGUUCAUAUUUAAAGUUCCAGGGCUGAUACUGAAUCUUAAAAUUCAAUAAAUCAAUCAAAAUCGACUUCCUUGCUGGAACAAAAAUAACGUAAUUCAACUGAACCAUUUGAUGUUACAACUGAUCUUACAAUCUUAAUGUUACAUUGUUAAUGUUAUGCUUAUUCUCGAUGUGUCAGUUGAUACAGAAGUUACAAUUGGAAUUGCCGUUGUAAUUAUUGCAGAUAUGGAUUAAGCUGUUCUCGAUUCUGCUAAUAAUUAUAUUCGCGGUGUUACAUUCAUUUAACUUGAGUAAAUUGGGAAUGUGAAAGAUCUGGCUGGUGAUUGAUUUUGAGAUUAAGAAGCAUUUUCUUGGAAGAAAUCUCCAGUUUUCAUUAGUUCUGUGUAAAUGCUCUAUUUUUCAUGAUCCAUAAAUAAAUAGCUGCUAUAGUUCAGUAUGAUUACUGGCUAAAUGUUAAUCAUACUAGAAAAAGUAAAAAAAUAAAUAGUUCAAUGGACUCUUCAAACAGUAUGAUGAACACAGAAUAUACCGAAAAUAUAUCUUUUGAUGAAUUCGAUUCAUGGGAAAUCUUGUAUAUUUUUUUCUGUCUGCAGCAAAAGAUUCAAAUUCAGGAGGAUUUAUUGGGGUAAAGAUGGAUUUGAAUUGCAAUUCUGUACAUAAAGUAGAUUCAGAAAAAUGAAUAAUUUAUCCAGAGACACAAGAAAUGGAGAUGAACUUACAAGCAAUAAUGCAACUUUGUUUUUAUCCAAGUUUGAAUUUCUUCUUCUGGUUAAAGUGUUCCUGUCAGACUCUAUCGGAUCAACUUGGAAUGAAAUUUCAUCAACAUUAAAACCUAUUGAACUACUAAUGGUAAAAUAUUUCUUAUUGUAAUUUCACAUUUUUAUCCUUCAAAUAGACUGGCUAGUUAACAGAAAUGGCUGAGAUGAGCUGAGAAUGACUUUAUCGUGCUUUAAUUGAAUCAAAAAGUUAUGGAAUCCUGUUUGAACCGAUUAAUGACACAACUGUCGAUGAUACAUUAGACCGUUCAAUUGUGUAUAAUUCAGAACAGUUGACUUGAUGAUUACCAUAAUUUGAGUUGACAUUGGGAAUAAAAAGAUCAAUUAUGGACCAUUUUAAUAGUUUAGAUGACUGGGUUGCAGUAAAACGUGAUAUAUUUUUGAACGAAGGUGAUUUCACUUUUGGUGAUUCGAGUAAAAUAAAAUUUCUUGUUGCUUAUAAUUCAAUUGAGCAAAAACUAGCAAUAACAUGUAUUCAAGGAAGUCGUAAGGCAAGUGAUAUCAAGCCUAAAUCUAUGGCCUGCUGUAUUAGUGUACAAUCUCUGAGAGCAAUUCAUAAUCAGCUGAAAAUUGUGCAUCCAAUUCUUGAUGCUCAUUUUCCAGCGAAUCUCGACGUCUCCGAAGGAUUUUUUCCAAAUCUUUUGGCAACCUUUAGUUAUUAUAUUCUUAGAGCUCAGGAGGAUGUUGACCCAGAAACAUGUAAUGCAAUUGAAAACUACCUCGAAUCAGCAUUAUCAAUCGUUGGAAAGGGACUUCUUAUGGCUCUUCUAUUUGAUGAUGACAACGAUCCUUUGAGUGAUUUCGAAGAAGACAUCCAAGAGUUAAGAUUGAAAGGCUACGAGAAUGUCGUGCAAAGCUCUCUCAGAGACCUGGAGGACGUUUUAAGAUAUCGAGAUCGAGCUCGAAACAUGAAAGAGUUAGUAGCUGUUUACAAACUGGAAGAUGAAGCAAUAUCUGAGUUGUGUGUUGCCAUCUCGGAAAAAUAUAAUUUCCAGCUACAACCUUUUCUGCAACUACGAGAAAUGGCUCAUAAUCACAUCAAGCAAGCUAAGAGUCGUAUUAUUGAUCCUGAUCUUGGAAAUCGUGUUAAAGUCCAAUCACAGAAAGAGUUAGAGGAAUAUAAUGACCAAUUUUUAAGUGCGAAUGGUGCUCUACAGCAUCUAUAUCAAGAAUAUUAUCGAAAAGUCGUUGAACUCAUUUCCAGUCAAAUAACUCGUAUGAAAGAAGACCAACAGCGUUUUGGAAAACUAAAUUUUAAUCUUGAAGGAGGCCCUGUAAGGAUGUUAAAAUUACAAAUUUUGCAUAAUCAAGAAGUUUUGAAACUCAUGAAUACGGUGAAAGCAACUAAAGAAUAUCAUCGAGAUCAAUUGAAGAAGUAUUUUAAGUCACUUGAUGCUGGUGAAAAAUCUACUUUUGAACAAGAACUAAAGCGAGCAGAGCUUGAUAUAAUCAAUACGCGGCUUGAAAUUCUUAUGGAGGAAGAAAAGUUACUCAAGAAAAGGCUUGAUUUAUUGGAGAAUUCAGAAGAUAUAGAUGAUGAUAUUUUUCAUGACGCAGUUGAGGAGGCUCAAAAUGCUAAUCCUGUUGCUGAUGAUAAUCCCUCAAACAAUAGAUAUAGUAAAUCAAGAUUAAUUGAUUUAUUGAAGGAAAAACGCCAAUUAUUAGCUCGUCGUCGCGCUCAUCUUCGUAACAAAAAGACUGCUUUAUUGACUGAACCAAAAGAACCAGAAGAGCAGCUGAAGGAAGAUACAGAUCACCAGACAUUAGAAGAAAGUUCUAGCGAAACCCAAGUAAAACCAAUUACUAAAAAGACACUUUAUUCAAAUGAAGGAGACAAGAAAAGAGAAGAAAUUCACAAAAAAAUUCGUCAGAAAACCUUACAAAGGCUAAAAACAUUCCGAAUGAGAAGUAAAAAUUUCUGUGAUGACGAUAAAUUUUUUGAAGACAAACCAGCAAAUCCUAAUCAAAAUUUACCACCUUACCCAUGGAUUGAUAAUACUAAAAUUUCUGAAGAUACUCCAUUACCUCCUCCACCGGAUCUUGAACUUGAUCAUAUUGAUCAAGAAGCCUCAUGUACAAAAAAUAAUGUGAUUAAUGAUGUGGAAUAUCUUAAGCCUUCUAUAUCCGAGUCCAACGUAAAUAAAUUGAUCGUCAAUAGUGGACAUCAGCCUUCUUCAUCUUGUAAUCAACCAUCAACAUCUCCCUCGACAAUCCCACCUAUUGUUUGUCCACCACCACCGCCGCCACCGCCACCGCCUCCACCUCCACCUCCUCCUCCUGCUCCAUUUUGUUCGCUCUCUAAACAACAAAGAGAUAAAGCAUUCGAAUCGUGUAUGGAAAAAAGUUUGCGGACAAAAUCCAUUGAUAACUGUUCAUCCAAUACUAUUGAUCUUUCAGAAAUAUUAAAUGCCCGUGACAGAUUGAAAAAAUGCCAGCCCAUUACAAAGGAGAUCAGUGAAGCCAGUCAAGUCGCUCAAAAUUUAAUGUUUGCGUUGAACAAAAUAAGAUCUGUUAGAUGUGAUUCCGAUGAAGAAUCAGAUGAAGAUGAAGAUUCAAAUGAUUUCGACUGAUUUUUUGUAGCAAUAUUUUUCAAAUACUACUUACAAGUAAUUUACUUGUUAGAUCAUCGCCUUCCACAUUAACCCAAAAAUUAUUAUGACUAUUUUUUAGCUAAAUAUUUUCUAUUUAGAUGAUGUAAUUAAAUUUAUAAAUAUUGUAAUCUAGAAAUAUAAAAUUGUUUAAAAUCUAUUUAAA